UCAAGAUGAAAGUUACAUAUUUAACGAUUUGCCUGCUGGCUGUGCUCACAGCUGAGGUGUAUGGGGCUGUAUAUCAUGGCAACUACAAAAGCGAUGCUCAUCCGGGCAAAUGUGUAAUCGAUGAUAAAACCAUAUUGAGCGAGGGUCAAACCGUAAAUGUGAAUUGCGAGUCCAUCAGCUGCGGCAGUGGCGGUGAUGUAACCUUCGCCGGCUGUGGGGCCAAAGGCGUGCCGGAACCCUGUAAGCUGGGCGAUAGAAAAUAUCCAAAAGCUGAUUAUCCCAAGUGCUGCAUCAAUGUGGUCCAUUGUCCCGAUGGCGAUAGUGAAAUAUAG
Molecule: messenger RNA, 332 nt
Organism: Drosophila hydei
Lineage: Eukaryota; Metazoa; Arthropoda; Insecta; Diptera; Drosophilidae
Exons: 3
Coding region: 6-332 (108 amino acids)
Source: RefSeq, a predicted model, not a curated record